CUUCUAGAUUGUCAUGGUGCCUAAAGGUUGAAUUUGUUUUCAAUUUUCAUAUUUUUCUUAUUAAGUAAACAUAAAAGCAAAAAUGAAUAGAAUGAUCUUGAACCACUGUCGAUGCGUUAAAAAAUCUACAUUAUUAUGGGAGACCAGACAAUACCAAAAUAUUCCAUAUAUGACUCUCUCAAGGUCAUUGUCGUAUUACACAACCCAACCACUAAGAUUGCAGCAUGAUAUUACUCGAAAGCCUCUGAACUCGACAACAUUUUCACCAUUCUAUUUGCGACAUUUGUCCACAAGUAAUUAUUAUUUCGAAAAAGAACCACUGAAGCCUUCUUCAAAAGUUGAAGCAACAGUUGUGACUAUUAAGAAGGAAAUAGAAGAAAACGAAAAGCUUCCCAAGAAGCAAGAACAAAAAAAGAGUAUAAAAGAGAGGAUUAUGGAUGAGUUAAGGCAUUAUUAUCAUGGUUUUAGGUUAUUAUUUAUUGAAGUACGUAUCUCUGCAACAUUGAUAUUUAAAAUCUUAAGAGGGCAAUCAUUAACAAGGAGGGAACAUAGAUUGCUAGUCACUACAAUUGGAGAUGUGUUCAGAAUGGUGCCUUUUAUAGUUUUCAUUGUGGUCCCAUUCUUAGAAUUCGCGUUACCUUUGUUCAUUAAACUGUUUCCCAAUAUGUUACCAUCCACAUUUGAAAGCACCAGUCAGAAAGAAGCCAAGUUAAAGCAGCAUUUGAAAGUUAAACUUGAAAUGGUAAAGUUCUUCCAAGAAACCCUAGAUCAAAUGGCUCCCCAAGCAAGCAACAGACAUUCGGAACUAGCAAAGGAAUUCUCUACUUUCUUUAAUAAAGUAAGAACGUCCGGUGAUGUGGCUACCAGUGAAGAAAUUAUGAAAUUCUCCAAACUGUUUGAAGAUGAAAUAACACUUGAUUCACUGCAGCGGCCACAUUUAGUAGCUCUGUGUAAAGUACUUAAUGUAUCGACAAUUGGAACUGGUGCUAUGUUGCGGUUUAACCUUAAGAUGAAGCUGAGGUCUUUAGCAGCAGACGACAAAAUGAUUGCCAAGGAAGGUGUUGACAGUUUGAAUUUUAGCGAGUUACAACAAGCUUGCCGGGCGAGAGGUAUGCGUGCAUAUGGUGUUUCAGAGGAGAGGUUAAGGAAGGAAUUGAGAAAUUGGUUGGACUUGUCUUUGAAUGAGAAAGUACCUCCAUCUCUACUGUUGCUCUCUAGAGCUCUGAUGGUUCCAGAACAUGUGCCUACAACAUACAAGUUGAAAGCAACUAUAUCAGCCCUACCAGAACAAGUUGCCAUGCAGACUAAAGCUGCUAUCGGAGAGAAGGAGGGUAAAGUUGACUUUAAGACAAAAAUGGAAGUUAUUAGGUUAGAAGAAAUGAAAAUCAAAGAAGAGAAUAAAGAAAUGCAAGAAGCUGAGAGAGAGAAGCAAAUUUUGGAGGUUAAAAAACGUCAAAAAGAGGAACUCAAAGACAAAGCACCCAUUCUUGAAGAUAUUGGUACUGUGUUGGUAGAUCCUGCACCAGUUAUCGCUGUUGACACUCCGAAACCAAAGACUGAUGAAGGCCUGUCCACAAAAGACAUUGAAGCUAUUGAAGACGCUCUAGAGAAAUUAGCUGAACAGAAGAAAUCUUUGCUACUGGAAAAGGAAAGUAUUCAAGAACUUAAAACAGAACUUUUGGACUAUAGUGAAGAUGUCAAGGAGAUGCAGGAGAUUGUUAAAACAAAACAUGCAGAUAUUAAACUAACAAAGGGUGCUAGAAGAUUAUACCGAGCAGUUAACAACAUGAUAAGCAAAUUGGAUGCUGCCUUGGUCGAACUAGAGGACAAGGAGAGAACCCUCAAGACGACACUCGAACAAACGAAAUCCGAGCCGCAGAAGGCGAAGGAACAGUUGAUUCAGAUCGACGAACUAAUGCAUUCUAUUAAGAGUCUACAGAAGGUUCCCAAUGAGGCAAAGCUCAAGUUGAUUCAGGACGUUUUGGGAAGGCUCGAUGAUGACUUUGAUGGACAGUUGAAGAUUGAUGAUGUUUUGAAGAUGCUAGAGAUUAUAGGCAACGAGAACGUGAAUCUAUCUGAAAAGCAAAUGGCGGAAUUGAUCGAGUUGCUCGAUAAGGAGGAGAUAUUGGAAGUGGAGAGCAAGAUACAGAAGGCCCUGGACAAAGCGGCCAGCGCUGCCAAGGAACAGGACAAGUCUGGUGAAUCUGAUGGAAAAAGCCUCUUCGACUUGAUACGAGAGGCACAGAAACGGCGAGAAAUGAAGAAGGCCGUCGAGAAGUUUGGGGAGCAGCGUCCCAUACCAAAGAGCGAAGUUGUCACCAAACCGGAAGAAAGCAGUAAACGACCAGAGAGCCAUUGAUUAUGUGAUACCAUAGAUAAUGUGUAAAUACAACGUACUCGUGUACACUUGUAGAGUAAUUGUUCAUGCUUUAGCCGUUCGGGGUUGAAUGGGAAGCGAAGUGCUGUCUUUGUUAGAUUAGUCAUGUCUAGGGGAACAGUUUUAAAUCCGUAGCUCCAGGUUGACAUUGAACAUCGAAGAAGUUUAGGAAUACAGAUAAAAUAAAUACAGAUGUUU
Messenger RNA from Zerene cesonia (dogface butterfly), 2575 nucleotides. It is a transcript of the gene Letm1, whose product is annotated as mitochondrial proton/calcium exchanger protein. Gene Ontology annotation, cellular component: mitochondrial inner membrane. Gene Ontology annotation, molecular function: ribosome binding. The coding region runs from base 83 to 2359 and encodes 758 amino acids. NCBI's taxonomy places the organism in Eukaryota, Metazoa, Arthropoda, Insecta, Lepidoptera, Pieridae. The transcript is spliced from 7 exons. The record is from RefSeq and is a predicted model, not a curated record. Gene Ontology annotation, biological process: intracellular monoatomic cation homeostasis.